Zophobas morio is the source of this 531-nucleotide messenger RNA. RefSeq lists its product as uncharacterized. Lineage: Eukaryota; Metazoa; Arthropoda; Insecta; Coleoptera; Tenebrionidae. The record is from RefSeq and is a predicted model, not a curated record. The transcript has 5 exons. The coding region runs from base 1 to 531 and encodes 176 amino acids.
AUGAACUCUGAAAACUUUUUUUUACCCUCACAAAGUCUUGAGCGCGUGGAAUUGACUGAAGAAAACGAGGAAAAGGAAGUUUAUUCGAAGGAAAUUGGAGUUCCCGUAAAGAAUUCGAGCGCGCCUUUGUUGGGACCUCCCCCUAUGAAAACUACGAGUUCAGAAAAACUAGAAAAUGAAGGUAAAAUUUUAGACGAUGAAGCCGAAGUUUCCGGGUCGGACGUAUCGGAAGACGAACAAGUUGAGGGCUCUGAAGCAGAUGACGGUUUUCUAUUGGCGGAUGAAGAUUCUGAAGAAGAGCAGGACGAGAAGAAUUUAAUUAAGAAAAUCAGAGAAAUGGAAAAAGAACGGGAUACGAGAGAAGUGGAAGCGAUAAAGGCAGAAGUGAUUUCCGGAUACAAAAGGCACAUGUAUCAAUUUCAAGACGAGCAAGAGGCCUUAUUGGCUGCCGCAAGAAGACGAGCUAAAAAAGACCGGGAAAAGUACAAGGAUGCAGGAAAUUUUUUAUUUUUAUUAUAUUGGUUGAUAUAA